Molecule: messenger RNA, 405 nt
Organism: Alternaria postmessia
Lineage: Eukaryota; Fungi; Ascomycota; Dothideomycetes; Pleosporales; Pleosporaceae
Exons: 2
Coding region: 1-405 (134 amino acids)
Source: RefSeq, a predicted model, not a curated record
AUGCAUCUCCUCGGCUCUUUCUCUAUCGCCUUCCUGGGCUUCUCCUCGGUUGCUUUUGCUGCAACCCAUCCCCGAGACUUCUCUCACACAGCGCGUAGCGUCUUGACAAAGAACGACAAAUGUUACAUCAACCCAAACAUCUGUGCCGAGGUCAUGAUCGGAGAUAAGGUCAACCAGCAGCUGGGCUAUGAUGGGUGCCAGAGGAUCUUAAACCCAGACAAAGUCACUGGUAUCAAGAUGUUGAACUGCGAGUGCAACUUGUACUAUUCUGUCGACUCCGGAUCCUGCAACAGUGGCGUCGAUGAGACUAUCGAUAGGCUUGGACGCUGUGACAUUGUCACGGGGAAAGAACGCCGUUGGAAGAAGCAGCCUGAUUUCUGGAGCUGCCAUAACCCUCCCGCUUGA